Diospyros lotus (date-plum) is the source of this 1373-nucleotide messenger RNA. RefSeq lists its product as uncharacterized. The transcript is spliced from 2 exons. The record is from RefSeq and is a predicted model, not a curated record. NCBI's taxonomy places the organism in Eukaryota, Viridiplantae, Streptophyta, Magnoliopsida, Ericales, Ebenaceae. The coding region runs from base 255 to 1235 and encodes 326 amino acids.
AUAUUAAUGAACACAUAUUAGGCCCCCUGUAAGUGGGAGCAUCAACUCUCUCUGUUUUAUUGUGCAAUCCCUUUCAGAUUGCCCUCUGAUUAUAUGAUCUUUGCCGCGCCUUCUUUUUCGCUUCCGGAGAAUGUUCAGAUCUGUACACAAUUCAAUCUCCUUGAGAAUUAGGAGGCUACUUCAUGAUUUUUAGGAUGAAAGGGACUGGCAAGAGAGCUUCGACUUUUGGAAAAAGUUGGGUUGUUUGAUGAAGAAUGACCAUGUCCUUUCAUACUUUAAAUUGCCCUCCAAUGUUCGGAAGUAACGGGAAAAGGAUCAGAACCCGUUACACAACUAGAUGGAGUCCAUCCAUGGCUAUGCAGUUGUCUCCAAUAAUAUUGCUGCAAUCUGAUGAAAGCGGAAAACUACACGAAGAUAAGAAGAAUUCUAGCUCAGGCACUGCUCUAACAAGAUGCAAGAGUUCCAAUCAUCUUCUUGGCCAAGCCAAUGCGGUUGGCAUCAUCGGCGGAGCAUCGGUUUUCUCAACUCUAAUUUUCCUGGAGAAGCUGGUUUGGUGGAGUUCAAAGACUGGGGAAGAAUGUAUUCCUUUCGUCGUUUGCAAUGAUCCGAAUAUAAGUAGGCAGCUUCCUUUUCAUCCUGCCAAAUGCAAAAAUUCUAUUCACCUAAACCAAGAUACUCUAGUUGAGAACCUGAGGUCUAAAAGGGUGUUUCUUGAGCAAUCUGGAGUUCACUGCAUUGUCAUGCCAUGCCACAAGUCACAUGCCUGGCUUGUCGAGGUCUCAGAGGGAUGCUCGGUUCCUUUCCUUAGUGCGGGUGUUUGUGUUGCCAGGGAGCUAAAAGAAGCUAAGCUGAAGCCUCUUGAAGCCGGGAGUAAUCCGCGGAUUGGGCUGCUCGGUGCAGAUACAGCUUUGAUGAUUGGUUAUUAUCAGGAACAACUAGAGAGACAGGGUUUUGAGGUGGUUUUGCUCGAUAAAGCGACCACGGAGCACACUGUGAUCCCUGCAAUAGUAGCAUUGAACAGAAAGGACAUGGAAGGGGCAAGGAAUCUUCUAAGAAUUGCAAUUCAGGUUCUUUUAGUCCGGGCAGUGAACUGUGUCAUUCUUGCUUCUGAUGAAUUUCUUGGUGUUUUGCCACGAGGCGAUCCUCUUCUCAAGAAAUGUGUUGAUCCCAUGGACGCUUUGGCUAGAUCGACCCUACGAUGGGCAAAAUCUACUGAUCAAAAGGUCCAUAAGUAGGUCUCGGAAGACAAAUAAUAAACAUCUUGUGAUAUAUGAUCAUGUGAAUGAAGGUUUAUUAACCAUACAAAAACCUAUGGAAAGGAUGUGCUUGACAUGCCAGCAGUAGUUUUCACAAAAUUCUUUGACUGCAUUCGG